UUUGCGUCAAAACAGCCUCCUUCACAUAUACACAUCCUCCACCCACCCUCGCAAUAUCAACCUCAGUUAACUGUCAGCACUUAACCUUGAAACUCAGUUAUUUACAAGGAAAAAAUUGAUGCAAAAUGCCAACCGUUGAAGCCAUCCCAACAACAUCAAAAUCAAAAUGUCUCUCACAAGACGAAAUUCUAAUUGACAAGGGCAGCCAAAGAGUAUCAAUAGAAACUGGAGAAUCAAGACGCAACUCAGAUCAAUCAGAUUUGAUCAGUGAUCAUAGAGCACAUUCAACAAAUCAAAAGAAACUUAUUACACAGCUUGUAAAUCACUUAAACGAUUUUAGUGAUAAAAGAAAUUUAAAUGGAUAUGAUUAUAACCAAGAAGAUCAAAUAACUCAAUAUGAUCAAGAAAAUCGUGAGUUCACUGAAAUCACAAGCAGACAGCAGUUAAAAAAUGAUUUUCCUGACAAAUCUGAAAUAUCAAAAAGCAUUAAAGAAUGGUUGAAUGAAAAAACAAGCCAUGGAUUUCUUAGAUGGGUUCAAGCUAAAUAUGUAGCAGAAAUAAGCUACGAAGCAGAAGAAGAACAGAUUGAUUUUGAAGAUGGAGUAGUAAGAAUAUUUGACCCCUACUAUGCUGUAGACUUAGAUGAUAUAGCUAGUAUAGAGGGUAAGCUGGAUAAAAAAGGGUAUCCUCUGAACAGAGCUAGUGUUACAACACACUCUGGAGAUACUUUAAUAGGAAUCUGGAGAAACGGAACCAGAUGUGGGAAUGGAAAAUCUCUUGGUGAGAAUAUGGCUAAAUAUGGAUUGGAACUAGUUCAGGGUCCAUACGGAAAUGGGAUUCUACAUGGUUUCGGAAGGGGCAAGCUGAAUACUGGACAUUGUUUUGAAGGAUUUUUCAAUAACGGAUAUUUAGAGGGCCCAGUUGUUGGGGUUCCAGAACCUCAAUCUUUCUUACAAGCACACCAGGAGCAUAAUCUUCAAACAAAAGAUUUUGAAUACUUGUCACACAGAAUCAGUAACUUCAAAAAAGGUCUUCCUUCGGGAUAUGCUUGGCAAGAACUGCUCGGAGGAGGAUGGAUUCAUGGACAGGUUGACCGCAAGGGUGAGCUAACAGGGGAUAAUAUCCUUUACCUGUAUCCAGAUUUCUUUACCUGUCUUGUUGGAAAAUUUAAGAAAGGAGUGAUGUUGGAAGCCCGGCUGUCCUAUAUAGAAUCACUGGGUUGGGAGAAUGAGAUCAUGUUUGUUGAAGCACACUAUCCUCUACUCACAGAUCAUGUUUAUAAAUACAGUCCUUCUUCAUCUCAUGGAUUCACAGUUGACACGCUUGUACCUGAUCCAUAUGAGAGUAUGAGGACUGAGGUUAGAAGAUCCUCUAUACUAGGAGCAGGAGAAGGAUUGUUUGCUACCAGGGAUAUUCUACAAGGAGAUAUAGUCAGUUUCUACCAUGGACUGAGAUACCCAGCUCGAACUCCGUGUAAAAACAAAAACUAUGAUUAUCAAAUAUUCUUAGAUUGGGUCAGAGCUCCUGACUCCGAUUAUCUUGAUAUACCACAGGAGUUUACUAGCACACACACAUACAGAGCAUCACUUGGACAUAAGAUCAAUCACAGUUUCCACUCGAACUGUGAGUUUAUCAAAUUUUUUCAUCCAUCUUUUGGGUCCCAGGUGUUAGGCGUGAGAGCAUUAAAAGAUAUUACAACUGGAGAAGAGUUUACUGUUAACUACAAGUAUGAUGUCAAGGACUCACCAGAAUGGUUUCAGCAGUUGUAUUUAGAUAUCUGAUAGAUAUAUCUAUGAUAUCUGAUAUAUACCUAGAUAUCUGAUAUAUAUGUUUAGGUAUAUGCCAUAUAU
Messenger RNA from Eurytemora carolleeae, 1850 nucleotides. RefSeq names its product histone-lysine N-methyltransferase SETD7. The record is from RefSeq and is a predicted model, not a curated record. NCBI's taxonomy places the organism in Eukaryota, Metazoa, Arthropoda, Copepoda, Calanoida, Temoridae. Gene Ontology annotation, molecular function: protein binding. Bases 126 to 1781 code for a protein of 551 amino acids. The transcript has 16 exons.